AUGACGGACGAUUGUGGCUUCUUCCCGAACCAGCCAUGGGAGCAUACCAGCACCCUGUGUUCCGAGAAGCCUUGUCCACGGAGCUCUUUCGACCUGGACGAGUGGCCGCAGGUCCGAGAGCCCUUCCCCGCCGGCCUACACGUAUGCAGGCAGUCUCGAUCUAUAAUACUCGAUGCUCUGAAGCGGAGACGUACGAAAAAGAGACGUGAACGGAAAAAAGAAUGGCGGCAGAAACAGCAGCAGCAGCAGCAGCAAGAGGAAAAAGACAAGAAGCAGGGCUACCACUAUAACCAGCCCCCGGCCACACUGCGGCCAUUCCUGCCAAACAUGGACAUCUUGUACCUUGACAUGGGCGCCGCUCCGGCCCGGUACCACCGGAGGAAGGCCAGCCGGAAGGCCUGGGAGGACAGGUCUCGGACGCACCUCUUCGAGGUCAUCCAGGGGCAGCGUCGGACGUACCUCUCCGAGGUGACGAAAUUAGCGCUGCCGUUCGGUAUGUUCUCGCCCGAAUAUCCACACAUGCAGCACGUCGUCUGCGGGAUCCUGGCGCUGCUGCCGAUUCAAGAACUUCACGUUGUAUUUGACCGGAGCAUAUGGUCUGACCAAGGCUUUCGGGGGUGGCACGACGAUGAAGAUGAGGAUGACGACUGCGAAGACACGUCGUCCGUAUCAUCACUAACAUCAUCGCUGAUAUCAUCGCCUAUAUCCCGGCCCAUAUCACCAUACCCGUCACCGCCCGUGUCGUGGACGAUAUCCCCACCAAAGACGCCGCAGCUCAACCAGAUGCUUGAUGCCUCCAAGUUGAAGAGUUGGAUGGCGGCUUGCUGGCCGCAGGGUCACCAGGGGGCGGCGUUGAAGAGCGAGGGGGUGUUGGGCAUACUGUCGAAUGGUAUUGUUGUCAAACCCGGGCUCUUGGUCCGGUCGACAGGGUGGGAAUAG
This is a messenger RNA of Pyricularia grisea, 939 nucleotides long. RefSeq lists its product as uncharacterized. The transcript has a single exon. Lineage: Eukaryota; Fungi; Ascomycota; Sordariomycetes; Magnaporthales; Pyriculariaceae. The coding region runs from base 1 to 939 and encodes 312 amino acids. The record is from RefSeq and is a predicted model, not a curated record.